Molecule: messenger RNA, 909 nt
Organism: Mollisia scopiformis
Lineage: Eukaryota; Fungi; Ascomycota; Leotiomycetes; Helotiales; Mollisiaceae
Product: oligosaccharide biosynthesis protein Alg14 like protein
Exons: 2
Coding region: 157-909 (250 amino acids)
Biological process (GO): dolichol-linked oligosaccharide biosynthetic process
Cellular component (GO): UDP-N-acetylglucosamine transferase complex
Source: RefSeq, a predicted model, not a curated record
CUCAUCUCAAAACUCACCUCCUCUAUGUGAGCUACAAAAUGAAGCAUAAAGCUUCACAAGCUUCACCUUCAUUAACCUAAACAUGGAAUCUCACCUCUUCCCUUUCUCAUAACAUACCUCUAAAUAUAAACCCUCCCUCCUCACAUACCGCUCAAAAUGAUCCUCUCACCCCUCCCCCUCCUCACAGCAGCGCUGUUCCUCCUCCUCACAACCAUCUUCCUCCGAGCCCUCUACAUCCGCACAACGCUCUCUCGCCUCCGGCCCCCUAAAAGGACCACCCCAUCACACAUCCUCAUCGUCCUCGGCUCCGGCGGCCACACCGCCGAGAUGUCGUCCCUGCUCCGCGGUUUCGACCCUUCUCGCUACUUCCACCGCACCUACGUCGUUUCCUCUGGCGACGGCUUCUCUGCUCAGAAAGCGCUGGAAAUCGAGCGCAUGUUGCAGCAGAGCAAGGAUCAGCCGUCUAAAGAGGGAGACACCGAUCCCGUGACGGGCAGGUGGGAUGUUAGAGUUGUGCCGCGGGCGCGGAAGAUCCAUCAGAGUUUAUUAACGACGCCAUUCUCGGCAAUCUGGAGUCUGGCGUCUUGUAUCUGGGUACUCUGGGAUUGUAGCUGGAGGAGGGCAGGGUGGCCGGAUGUGGUGGUUACGAAUGGGCCGGCGACGGGGGUGAUGGUUGUUUUUGCGGCGGCGGGGUUGAGAUUUUUGGGGGUGGCGGGGUGGGGGAAGAUGAGGUGUGUGUAUGUGGAGAGUUGGGCGAGGGUAAGGACGUUGAGUUUGAGUGGGAGGAUACUUUUGUGGGCGGGGGUUUGUGAGAGGUUUUUGGUGCAGUGGGAGGGGUUGGCUAGGAGGGUUAAUGGGAGGGGUGGGGGGAGGGGGAAGGUUGAGUGGGUGGGGUUUUUGGUUGCUUGA